Molecule: messenger RNA, 3186 nt
Organism: Ricinus communis (castor bean)
Lineage: Eukaryota; Viridiplantae; Streptophyta; Magnoliopsida; Malpighiales; Euphorbiaceae
Product: nitrate reductase [NAD(P)H]
Biological process (GO): nitrate assimilation; nitric oxide biosynthetic process
Molecular function (GO): molybdenum ion binding; nitrate reductase (NADPH) activity; heme binding
Source: RefSeq, marked provisional
AAUUCAACAAACAAAGCAAAACUCAAACACUUUUCUUGAACUUGAUUUCAAGAAAGUGAGAAAAGAAAAAAAAACAAAAAAAAAGUGUUCUCAUUUCUUUCUUUUUAGUUUCUAAUGGCGGCCUCUGUGGACAACAGGCAAUUCCACCUUGAACCCACCUUAAACGGCGUCGUUCGUCCUUUCAAAUCCGGUCCAACCCACCGGUCUGAUUCUCCCAUUCGAAACGGCUUCAACUUCACUAACCAAGAUUUCACUCGCAGCAGCUCCAACAAGAAACCAACUCCUAUAAUGGAUGAUGAUUUUUCCAGCGAUGACGAUGAAGCUGAUUAUGGUGAUCUAAUACGCAAAGGCAACAGCGAAUUACAGCCUUCCAUUUUGGACCCAAGAGAUGAAGGAACCGCUGAUAACUGGGUCGAACGUCACCCGUCCAUGAUCCGUCUCACGGGUAAACACCCAUUUAACUCUGAGGCUCCAUUGACGCAACUCAUGCACCACGGCUUCAUCACUCCAGUCCCGCUCCAUUACGUCCGUAACCACGGACCCGUCCCAAAGGCUAGCUGGAAAGACUGGACCGUUGAGAUUUGCGGGCUGGUUAAGAAACCGACCCGAUUCACCAUGGACCAGCUGGUAAACGACUUCCCGAGCCGGGAAUUACCGGUCACUUUGGUUUGCGCGGGGAAUAGAAGAAAAGAGCAGAAUAUGGUUAAACAGACCAUAGGUUUUAAUUGGGGUGCAGCGGGAGUUUCCAACUCGGUGUGGCGCGGCGUACCAUUACAUUUUGUGCUGAAGCGAUGUGGGAUCUACAGCCGUAAAAAGGGAGCCCUCAAUGUGUGCUUUGAAGGGGCUGAGGAUUUGCCAGGUGGCGGUGGGUCCAAGUAUGGGACCAGUAUCAAGAAGGAGUAUGCCAUGGAUCCAUCUCGUGAUAUAAUCUUGGCUUACAUGCAAAACGGUGAGCUUUUGGCGGCGGAUCAUGGUUUCCCUGUUCGAAUGAUUAUUCCCGGCUUCAUUGGUGGCAGAAUGGUGAAAUGGUUAAAAAGAAUUAUUGUCACUACAAAAGAAUCUGAUAACUAUUAUCAUUACAAGGAUAAUCGAGUUCUUCCUUCUCAUGUUGACGCUGAGCUUGCUAAUGCUGAAGCAUGGUGGUAUAAGCCGGAAUAUAUCAUCAACGAGUUGAACAUAAACUCGGUGAUAACGACACCGUCCCAUGAAGAGGUCUUGCCUAUUAACUCGUGGACAACUCAGAGGCCGUAUACGUUGAAGGGUUAUGCAUAUUCCGGUGGUGGGAAGAAAGUGACACGAGUUGAAGUGACUAUGGAUGGCGGUGACACUUGGCAAGUGUGCUCCUUAGAUCAUCCUGAGAAGCCUAACAAAUAUGGCAAAUACUGGUGCUGGUGCUUCUGGUCAUUGGAAGUUGAGGUUCUGGACCUCCUUGGAGCCAAAGAGAUUGCUGUUCGGGCCUGGGAUGAGACCCUUAACACCCAGCCGGAAAAGCUCAAUUGGAAUGUUAUGGGAAUGAUGAACAAUUGCUGGUUCCGGAUAAAAACAAAUGUAUGCAAACGACACAAGGGUGAAAUCGGUAUUGUCUUCGAGCACCCCACCGUGCCGGCCAACCAGUCCGGCGGAUGGAUGGCCAAAGAAAGACACCUAGAAAUAUCAUCAGAAAACCAUCCCAUCUUAAAGAAAAGUGUUUCAACACCUUUCAUGAAUACUUCGUCAAAGACAGUUUCAAUGGCUGAGGUCAAGAAACACAAUUCCGCUGAUUCUUGUUGGAUAAUUGUCCAUGGCCACGUCUAUGAUUGCACUCGCUUCCUAAAAGAUCACCCUGGCGGCACUGAUAGCAUUCUGAUCAAUGCAGGCACUGACUGCACUGAAGAAUUCGAUGCAAUCCAUUCUGAUAAGGCCAAGAAAAUGCUCGAGGAUUAUCGAAUUGGAGAGCUAGUCGAUUCGACAGCUUAUACAACUGAUUCCAAUGCAUCCUCCCCGAACAAUUCAGUGCAUGGUGCAUCCAAUAUGUCACAAACACCUUUAGCUCCAAUCAAGGAAAUUACACCUACUCCAGCAAGAAAUGUUGCCCUUGUUCCACGAGAAAAAAUCGCAUGCAAGCUGGUGAAGAAAGAGUCACUUUCACAUGAUGUGCGUCUCUUUCGAUUUGCAUUACCAUCCGAUGAUCAAGUGUUAGGGUUACCAGUUGGGAAACACAUUUUUCUGUGUGCUACUAUUGAUGAAAAGCUAUGCAUGCGAGCUUAUACGCCAACUAGCACCAUUGAUGUGGUGGGGUACUUUGAUCUUGUGAUCAAGGUUUACUUCAAGGGCGUUCAUCCAAAGUUUCCUAAUGGAGGGCUCAUGUCUCAGCAUCUGGACUCACUACAGCUCGGGUCUGUAAUAGACGUGAAGGGUCCUUUGGGUCAUAUCGAGUAUGCUGGGCGUGGCAAUUUCAUGGUUCAUGGCAAACCCAAAUUCGCCAAGAAGCUAACCAUGUUGGCAGGAGGAACAGGAAUAACACCAAUUUAUCAAGUAAUUCAAGCUAUUCUGAAAGAUCCAGAAGACGAUACAGAGAUGUAUGUGGUGUACGCUAAUCGUACGGAAGAUGAUAUUUUGUUAAGAGAAGAGCUUGAUUCCUGGGCAAAAGAGCAUCAUGAAAGAUUAAAGGUAUGGUAUGUUGUCCAAGAAUCUAUCAAGGAAGGGUGGCAAUAUAGUGUUGGGUUCAUCACAGAAAAUAUCUUGAGGGAGCAUGUUCCCGAAGGAUCAGAUGAUACUCUUGCUUUGGCUUGUGGACCUCCACCUAUGAUUCAGUUUGCUGUCCAGCCAAAUUUAGAGAAGAUGAACUAUGAUAUCAAGAAUUCAUUGCUAGUAUUCUAGAGGACGAGAAGGAGAUGAUCAAGAAAAAUUCUUAGAAUAUUCCCAGAUUGUAUAUAUUUAUACUACUACUUAUAUUCGUUUUUUUUUUUAAUAAAUGGUCAUGCUAAUGCCACGUGGCUUCACUUUCUUGUCCUUAGUCCAAGAAAAAGGAAAGACAAAAAUGUUGAAGGGUAUAUGAAGUGGGGUAGAGCAGCAGUCUAUGGGGCAAGAUGUAUCCAUUUGUAGAGAGGCAAAGUCUUCUUGUAUGGUCAGUACAAAUGCUCUUUGUACGCAAAUGUACAUUAGGUUUCAUUUCUCUCAUGUAUAAAUAUCAAUUUUUUUUCUCCA